CGUUUUGGUUCGAAUCUUUCUACUACUAUAGAACAGGACCUUGAUAGGGCUUGCACCAUUUGUGUCUUGCAUACUGUGUGCCCUUUGCGAGGGUGCAUGGCUGUCUUCUGAGGCGUUCAUGCAUGCUCUUUACUUUUUCUUUUGCCUCUUAUUUUUCAUUCUGUACUUUUAUACGCCCUUACAUACCAUGAGCGGUGCUUUUAUUUCCCCUUUUCAUUUUCAACUUCAUCCUCCCCCACCAUUCAUGUGCUUCCCUCAGUGCGAUUAUGAUCCCCUGUUCUUGUUUCAAAUUUCGAAAUGAUCGACUAUUUUGGUCUGAUGAUUGUUCUGUUUUGGCUUUUGUUUGGCUUCGAGCAUGA
Messenger RNA from Aspergillus candidus, 359 nucleotides. RefSeq lists its product as uncharacterized. Bases 119 to 301 code for a protein of 60 amino acids. Lineage: Eukaryota; Fungi; Ascomycota; Eurotiomycetes; Eurotiales; Aspergillaceae. The record is from RefSeq and is a predicted model, not a curated record. The transcript has a single exon.